Messenger RNA from Schizosaccharomyces japonicus yFS275, 3037 nucleotides. Its product is annotated as ribosomal protein subunit L28. Lineage: Eukaryota; Fungi; Ascomycota; Schizosaccharomycetes; Schizosaccharomycetales; Schizosaccharomycetaceae. The coding region runs from base 2346 to 2936 and encodes 196 amino acids. The transcript has a single exon. Gene Ontology annotation, molecular function: structural constituent of ribosome. The record is from RefSeq and is a predicted model, not a curated record.
CGUCGCGACGCGCAUCAUCUAAGAACAACCUUUCUGUCGAAAUAAUUCGCCCGUUUACCAACUACAAAGACAACAGGUAAUACUCUUCUCAAGCAAUUCAGCAUGAUUUACUCGUUUGUUUCAUGAAAUGUACUAUUCAUGAAUAUGUGUACAUAACGCUGAAGAAAUUCCACACUUAAGAUGCGUAAUUCAAUCGCAUUUCCUUGCAUCGAAAGCACACUACCAGCAUUGUGUUUAAUUUGAAAGACAUAAUCCCAUUUUUCUAUGCACCCAAUCCUUUUCGAGUUCCCUUAUGUACGACGGAACUCAUAAAUUGCUGUUCCAGCUGCUUUUCACGGACAACAACGUUCUUGUCAUUUUUCUCAACAACAGUAGUCGUAUCCACGUUUUUUAUCCCCAUCAUUUUCAAAAACUUGGCCUUACGAGAAUUACCACCUUGCAGAGCAGAUGACAACCAGUAUUCCUUGUUACCUGAAGCAGAAACGGCAGAGACUUCCUUCUCAGGUUCGACUUCUUUUGUUUUGCUGUGUUUGGCAUGCUUCUCAUGAGAGGAUGACUUUGCAUGGGAUGAACUCUUGUCUUUCAUGGCUUUUUGUUCCAAUCUUUCAUUUGUUAAUAAUGUCUCCACUCGUGGAUAAACAGUGUCAACGUACUUGAACUUCUUUACACGAUGCUUCAGCUUUUUGUAGGCUUUUAAUUCGUCCUUGGCUACUCAUUAGCAUUGAACAGCACCAAACAGUUUCUUUUCAUUACGUACACAAUUUUUUCUUCUCCUUGGAAGAAAGCUUACGGAAUGUCUCUACCGACGUGCCCCAAAUGGGCUUUUUUUCGUCCUUAGACGUCAGUUUUGCCUUUUUUGAAGAGCCCAUAGGAAUUGCGUGGGGAUUGGUAGACGAUAGGAAAACGAGCAAGGGAAAAGUCAUUCAGUCCAUAACCAUCAAAAAAGGAUUUCUGCACCCAAAUCAGUUUUCUGGAGACGCACUGCUCUCACAAUUGCUUUGUGUCUCCAUUUUCGCUAUCGGAACAGAGGAAUUUGCUGCGUCUGCGUUUUCAAUUGUUUCAUCCAAAGGUGUUGUUUUUGAUUUCAGUGUACUCUCAUUAUCCGAAAUUUCCUCAUGUUGUUCCACUUGUUUCUCUCGCUGUACUUCGUGUUCCUUUUCUAGAUGCUGUUCCGGCGGUAUCAGUGGUACCGUCGAAGAAGUACUAUCACUUGCACUGCUGACCGUUUCCGGUUUCGUGAAGUCGCUAGGCGCCUGAUCUUGUAUUUUAGUUGCUUGUGUGAUUGCUGCAGGCUCCGCUUUUGCAUUCGCAGUUUCUUCAUUGGCUUUCGUCGGCUUUUCUUCCGCCUCAAUACUUGUCUUGCCUUCUCUUUGUUGUUUUAGUUCUUCUCUGAGAGCAAGAAUCAUGCUGUUACGGCUGUGGAUAAGCAUGUUUAAUAUCUCCAAUGUUUUUUUUGAGUAAUCUGCGGAAACAAUAGGAUCUUUUCCAAGCAUUUUCCUAAGCAGAUUGACCGUUUUGUCCUUCGUGAGUAACUGUCGCUGUUUCUGAGUCAAAACUUGACGGGUUUGUUGCGGUAAGCCGUUUUCGCUACCUAAAGGUUUUACAUCUUUCAUCAUUGCUGCCAUCCGUUUUGCUUGUAGAUCCUUUCUAUACUUCGUUAUGGCAUUUCUAGCCGUAUUCCGAAUAUGCUGAAACCGAACGGGACCUAACAAUUGGCCUCCAAACCAUCGUAUACACACGACCAAGCCAUAUACAUGCUCCUCACGCAGUACCUUGAGUAAGUUUGUGCCUGACCAGUCUUCUCCAUCGUCGUUGAAUCCUUCUUCUUCAGCUGAUAGCCGCCAUGCCUGCAUUUUGUGAUUGCAGUGUCGAAAAUCACUUGACUCUUGGAACAUUAGUCGAUACACCGGUAACAUUUUCGCGUCUGUGCAUGGAAUAAAGCAACUUACAAACGUGGAGUUGCGAUCCGUGAUGAAAUUAGACAUGUGAGAACAUUGUUGCAGAGAUUGUUUAGGGGUCGAAAGUAUAAUUCCCUUGUUCGUAAAGUUCAAUUGGGAUUGUUUCAAUCCACUCAUGAAUGUGUUUUUUGCUUGCGGCCUCCCUGUGUGAUGGAUAUGGCUCUAUUUCGCUGGCUAUUAUUUCUGCGUCUUACGCAGCCGAAAUAUGCCAGGAAACAGAAUUUAAGUAUUAAUGACCUGGAAUUUUGACGAAACCGCUAUAAAAAACUCAAAAAAAACGAGUUUUUGAUUGUUUGUGUGUCUCUUUGUCCACAGGAGGGGUUUCUGAACACUCAUCCUCUUAUUUAAGACCAAGAUCCAAAAAAGUGACAAACAUCCAGUUUUUGAAUGACAAUGGCUUCAAAAGAUACUUUGACGAAGUUGUUACCUCGAUUACGAGCACUUUCAAAGGACGGACGUAAGACACAUGCGUUUCCUUUUCUUCCAGUAGUUGGUAGGAUUCAAGAAGUCAAGAGUAUCUUCCAGCGUGGAUUGUACGGCGGCUCUUCUACUUAUUACGGCAAAAAUGUUCCUGACAAAGGUCCGAAAACUUUACGCACUUGGGAGGUGAACGCACAUACGAAGAGACUAUGGUCAGAUGCGUUGCAAAUGCAUUUUCGACUCAAUGUUCGUGCACGAGUUUUGAAAACAAUAAAAAAAGACGGUGGUCUUGAUGAGUAUUUAUUAAAAUCUACUCCUUCCCGUUUAAAACAACUCGGUUUACGCGGGACUGAACUACGUUCUUUAGUCGCUUAUAAACUAUUUCCAGAUUGUAAUCCGGUAAUUGACAGUAUGCCCAGCGAGCCCAAGAAACAAGCUUUUUACGUGAAAACGGUCUUGCAAACAGUUAUGAAACUUAAUCGCAGCAGAAAGUUUCGUGCGAGAAUGGAAAAGCUUAUGCAAGCUAAAGAAGCCAAGUCUGCCACGAACUCGAUUUAAAUUGAACGUUUCAGCUAAAAUUGAGUAACGAACAAUUUUUUAUGACACAACCUUAAGUAUUGUAUCUUUCUGAUAUACUAAUCUUUUUAUGAGCGCUGUUU